This is a messenger RNA of Camellia sinensis, 1309 nucleotides long. Its product is annotated as senescence-specific cysteine protease SAG12. Gene Ontology annotation, molecular function: cysteine-type peptidase activity. Gene Ontology annotation, biological process: proteolysis. Lineage: Eukaryota; Viridiplantae; Streptophyta; Magnoliopsida; Ericales; Theaceae. The record is from RefSeq and is a predicted model, not a curated record.
CUAAGCCCUUGCAAAAUUUUAGUAAGUGUGCCCACAAAUACAUUCACUCACACCAUGGCUUCUACUAACCAUUUCCAAUGCGUUUUCUUGGCCUUUCUCUUUGUCUUGGGAGUUUUGUCCUCUCAAGCUUCCUCUCGCAUUCUCAACCAAGAAACCAUGCUAGAAAUGCACGAGCAAUGGAUGACACGCCAUGGACGUGUUUACAAGGAUACCGAAGAGAAGAAUGCACGGUUUCAGGUAUUCAAGGACAAUCUCCAACAUAUAAAUGCCUUUAAUGAAGGUGUAGACCGAGGAUACAAGCUUGGUGUGAAUAAAUUUGCAGACCUGACCAAUGAGGAGUUUCGUGCUUCUCAUACUGGUUACAAGAGGCAGCCAACCAAAGAGACAUUUGUCUCAAAACCAACAUCUUUUAGGUAUGUAAAUCUAACUGAUGCGCCAACAACCGUCGACUGGAGAAACCAAGGUGCAGUUACUCCCAUCAAGGACCAAAGCCAAUGUGGAUGUUGUUGGGCAUUUUCAGCAGUGGCAGCUGUGGAAGGUAUUAACCAAAUUACAACCAGUAACCUAUUAUCACUCUCUGAGCAAGAGCUCGUUGAUUGUAAUACUGAUAACGGUGGUUGUGGUGGCGGCUUUAUGGAUACUGCCUUUCAAUUCAUCCAAAACAAUGGUCUCACAUCAGAAGAUAAUUACCCUUACAUUGCACAAGAUAACACUUGUGACAGCACCAAAGCAGCAACCACUGUAGUCCAGAUAACUGGGUACGAAGAUGUGCCACCUAGUAAUGAGCAGGCUCUUCUGCAAGCUGUGGCCCGCCAACCAGUUUCUGUUGCCAUUGAAGGUGGUGGACAGAACUUUCAUUUUUACCAAAGUGGCGUCUUCUCUGGGCCGUGUGGAACCAAACUUGACCAUGCUGUCACUAUAAUUGGAUAUGGAACUACUACUGAUGGGACUAACUAUUGGUUGGUUAAGAAUUCAUGGGGCUCUAGUUGGGGUGAGAAUGGAUAUAUGAAGAUCGACAGAGAUGCUGUUGCGGAAGGUCGAUGUGGCAUUGCCCUGAAAGCUUCUUAUCCAACUAUGUGAAAGAACGAGGAUGGUUGUGUCGUAUUUAGCUUGUUGAGCAUAUAAAAUAUAAAUAAUAAAGUUAUUGCUUUUUCUCUGUAAUAGUUUAUACUAUUAGAUGAGUUGGCGGGAAACGUUUUAAUUAUGAUAUUUAGAAUAGAAAAUAGACUUUCUAUUUAAACCUCGCAGUUUAUCCGAUGAGGCUGGUUGAGCAUAUGAUAUAAAUAACAAAGUUAUCUCUGUCUCUAAA